UUCCUAACAGCUCCACCACAUGUCCAUGGCAAUAUCAUGGGAGCACCGGGUAGCAUCUCCAUUGUCUUGUUGACCUCUGUACUAUAAGCAGUCUAGCUGCAGCAUGUGCAAAGUCCCUAAAAAUUGAAGUUCUAGUAGUUGUUCUAUGUAUGGAAUUAUACGUGUGUACUCUUUGCCAAAAAUAAUGGAUGUGCAACUGUGCACCCAUGUCCUCGUGUAGCUCUGCCCAUUUCUAGUUGCCCUCGGAGCCAGAUUCCAAACGAGAGAAAGAGACAGAGCAGAGCAGAGCGAGGAUGGCAUUGGCAGGAGCGGAGGUGGUGACCGCCGUGGACCACCGUGGCCGCCCAGUCUCGCGGCACUCCUCCGGCCGGUGGCCGGCCGCGCUCUUCGUCGUCGGGGUGGAGGUCGCGGAGCGGUUCGCGUUCGCCGGCAUCUCCAGCAACCUCAUCACCUACCUGACAGGCCCGCUCGGGCAGUCGACGGCGUCGGCCGCGGCCGCCGUCAACGUGUGGGCGGGCGUGGCCAUGCUGCUGCCGCUGCUCGGCGCCGCCGUGGCCGACUCCUGGCUCGGCCGGUACCGCACCAUCGUCUACGCCUCCGGCCUCUACAUCCUGGGACUAGCCAUGCUCACCGUCUCGUCGGCGCCACCAGCGGCAUGCGCGGGCACGCCGGACUCAGCAGAGUGCUCGGCGAGCCCAUCCACCGUUCAAGUGGCCUUCUUCUACGUCUCCCUCUACCUGGUGGCAUUCGCCUACGGCGGCCAGAAGCCGUGCGUGCAGGCGUUCAGCGCGGACCAGUUCGACGAGAGCGACCCCGAGGAGCUCGCCUCCAGGGGCUCCUUCUUCAACUGGUGGUGCUUCGCCACAAGCGGCGGAAACACCAUCACCAUCUCGGCCUUGAACUACGUCCAGGAGAGCGUAAGCUGGCAGUUCGGGUUCGGGAUCCCGUGCGCCGCCAUGGCGCUCGCCCUCUCCGUCUUCUUGCUCGGAACCAGCACCUACCGCUUCUAUCCGCCGGAGAGGAACGGCGGCCUGCUUGCGCAGCUCGGCGAACUGCUCGCCACGAGGGCUAAAUCCUGGCACUCGUCAUGGUGUUCCAGUUCCAAAUUAUCCGGUGACGACUCACUCCCGUUGCUGGCUGAUGCUCCGUCGGCGUCCAAGGAGAACACCAAAGAUUUCCCUCACGAAGCCGCGUCGCUGCUCAGACUGUUCCCGAUAUGGUCGACCUGCCUGAUCUACGCCGUCGUCCUGUCGCAGUGGUCGACCCUGUUCACCAAGCAGGCGAGCACACUGGACAGGAGGAUCGGCACCCUGCUCGUACCAGCCGCCGCCCUGCAAAACCUGAGCCACGCCGCAGUCCUCACCUUCCUGCCGAUCUACGACCGGAUCCUCGUCCCGCUCGCUAGAAAGCACACAGGGAACCCUCGUGGCAUCACCGUCCUGCAGAGGAUCGGCGUCGGGCUGGCGAUCUCGAUCGUCGCGAUGAUCGUCGCCGCGCUCGUGGAGACGAAGAGGCUCGCGAUCGCGGCAGACCAUGGCAUCCUGGAUGAGCCUGGAGUUCCCAUCCCCAUGAGCCUGCUGUGGGUGGUUCCUCAGUUCCUGCUGGCCGGGCUGUCCGGCGUGUUCGCGUUCGUCGGCCUGCAGGAGUUCUUCUACGACCAGGUGCCGGACGCCCUCCGCAGCCUGGGCAUCGCUCUGUGCAUGAGCAUAGCCGGGGUUGGCUGCUUCAUCAGUAGCUUCCUCGUGUACGCCAUUGACAGGGUGACUAGCAGCAAUGGGGGGAGCUGGUUCUCCAACAAUCUCAACAGGGGGCACCUCGAUUACUUCUUCUGGCUCCUGGCCGCGCUCAGUGCCUUGGGCUUCUCUGCUUACCUACACUUUGCACGGGUUUAUGUCGGCAAGAAAAGGAACAAUUCAGCUUCAGUACAGUGAUGCGAUGGUAGGGAAUAGAUAAAUUUUCUACCCGUCCAAGUAGAGAACUGUCACAAAUGAAGGAGAAACUUAGGUUCAGAAUCAACCCAUUUAUUUUUGUUAUCAACCACAGACCGUUCGGUGCAAUUUUCAUGGACAAUCAGUAACGUGAAGCUUGUCCGUGCUUUCCAAAGCUACACCGACGACGAUGGGAGUACUUGGCUGUAGCCUUGUAGUAAGGACACAGUGAUGUUUUCUUGCAGACCGGAGUACGACUUUCGUCGGGAGCGAAUUUCCACAAUAUUAUUCAGAUGGGCUUCUUCUAUAAAAAAUAUGUCCUGCGUGCUAGUUUCGUGAAUCUCUUUUUUUCUUUACACCGAUGACGAUGGCGUGACCACAGAACAACUUUACAUUUACAAUGGUUUUCGAAAGAAAUGGCCGCACUGACUUAUGUAAAUAUGUGAACAUAAUGUAGCAGUAUGGUUUCAAAUAAAAA
This is a messenger RNA of Aegilops tauschii subsp. strangulata, 2406 nucleotides long. RefSeq names its product protein NRT1/ PTR FAMILY 5.10. The record is from RefSeq and is a predicted model, not a curated record. Gene Ontology annotation, cellular component: membrane. Gene Ontology annotation, molecular function: transmembrane transporter activity. NCBI's taxonomy places the organism in Eukaryota, Viridiplantae, Streptophyta, Magnoliopsida, Poales, Poaceae. Gene Ontology annotation, biological process: transmembrane transport; oligopeptide transport.